UGAUUAAAAACCUUUUAUUUGGCAAUAAAACAUGGACUGUGAUCCUGAACAACCACGUAUCAGCGAGGGUUUGAUGGUCAGUCUGCUCUGAUGCAGUUCUCACACACAACCAGCAGAUGUCGUUGUUCUGACUGUGUCAAAUGGUGUCGAGCAAUGUGUCGAUUUCAGCCCAACUGUGUCAUAGUUGCUCAGUGAUUCAUGAGGCUUAGAUUUCGCCAUCUCUAACAUACAGCCGAUGCCGUGGCGUGUGCCUCAGAGACAGCGGCAUGUGCUGUUCUGUCGUGCUGUAUAUGACACAGCCAUUCGCGCACUGCUCUACUCCAGUGCUCCCUUUAUUAUCUUACCCCCAAAGCAUACAUUUCCACGUCCAGGUGAAGCUGCAGGUUUGACUCCCGACCACUGGGUGGCGAUGACGGAGCAUUGAUAUCCAAAACGACGCCAUAGAAGAGAACAUGGUUCCGUUUCCAGGAACUGUUUAAUCUGUUGGCGGGUGAAAACCGCCAAGUGUGAAAGGCAGCAACUAGCUGCGGUGUGAUGAAGCGUCACUCCUGCUGUUGACUGCUCGUCGCUCCGCUUCUUCCGCCCCUCGGCAACAUGGAGGAGCUGUUCAACAAAGUCCUACAGGUGAACGUGAGGUGCAGAGACUGUGAGGAGAGGAGAGCAAAUAUCCGCGUCACAAUUGACCUUCAGUUGACAACGAGCCCAAUACAUAAAAGGGAUCUUCUAGUAAGACUAACAGAUGAUGCAGAUCCAUAUUUCCUCUUCAAUCUCUCAAUAUCAGAAGAAGAUUUCCAAAGUUUGAAAGUUCAGCAGGGCCUUUUGAUAGACUUCGCAUCAUUUCCUCAGAAGUUUAUUGACCUUCUAAACCUGUGUUAUUCUGAGCAGGAGUCAGACCAUCCAAGGUUUCUCCUGCAGCUGUCGGGUCAGAAUUCAGUGCUUGAAGGCCCCACCAGCUUCAGUGUUGUGGAGACAAAUGCCUUCAAACAUCUGAAUCACUUGUCUCUGCGGCUUACUCAAGGUUCUGACAAAGAGGUGAAGGACUAUCUGGCUGUGUGCAUUGCAUCUUUAAAGGCAGAGAGGCAGGCUCUAGAAGCCAAACUUAAGAAGACUGAAGAGGAUCUCUCAAGGCAGCUCAGUUAUGCCCAGCAGACUCUGUCUGAAAAGACUAAAGAGUUGGACAGACUGCGUUUAGAGUGGACAAGUCAGAGCAGUUUCCUGUCCAGCCGUCAUUCUCAGGAGCUGCAGGUAGAGCGAGAGAAGGCCACCGAGUUACAGAACAGUCUGCAGCAGCAAACGAUGCAGCUCCGUCAGGAGCUGGAGAGUUCUCAUAUGAAGAGCUGCCAGCAGCUCCAAAGCAGAUUGACAGAAAUGGAGACCUCCUGCAGAGAGCUGACAGAGAGGAAGUACAAGAAUGAGUCUGUCAUCAGAGACCUGAAGGUUAAACUAGCAGGUGCCGAAGAGGAGUGCCAGCGUUCCAAGCAGCAGGUUCUCUCUCUCAGGCGAGAAAACGGCUCUCUGGACACAGAGGUCCAUGACAAGGAGCGUUUGGUGACCCACUUGCAAAUGAGAGUGGCUGUUCUGGAGCAGGAAGUCAAAGACAAAGAACAGUUAAUGCACUGCACAAAGGAAGUGCUGGAAGCUACUCAGAAGCAGAAGGAAUCAAUGGAAGAAAGUGCUGAAAGUAAAGAACUUCAGAUAAGAAAGCUUGAAGCAACUGUAAAAUCACUCUCUGAGGAGCUGAUAAAGGCUAAUGGGAUCAUUAAGAAGCUGCAGGUGGAGGUUCAAGGCCUGGUUUCAAAAAUAAAAGUUAAAAACUCUGUGACCGUGUCACAGGAGAAAGUUCUUCAGGACACAUCUGAAAAACUGCACAAUGUGGAAAAGAACCUACAGACUGUUCAGCAGCAGCUAAUAACUAAGGAGGAGCAGAUUUCAAAGCUGAAGGAUCAUUUGGAGUCAACAGUACAGAAGCUAGAUGAAAGCAAAAAAGUGCUGAAAACCAAUGAGAAUGUUAUAAGUUGGCUCAACAAGCAGCUCAAUGAGAAGCAGCUGUCCAGAAAGCCUGAGUCUCCUGAAGCUUUGGAGAAUCCUUCAGUUAUUCCUGCAGCAACAGGACUGAGGGCACACUUUUACCCUCGGACAGACAAACCUGCUGACGGAGCCUCUGACCAGCAAAAAGCACAGUCAACCAACAAACAGAUUGGAGAUUCCACAGGUCUGGAUUCUAAGUACUUUGAGAGGAGAGACGAUAGCAUCCCAGUCUAUGGUCUGUCAUCUAAUCUUCUGCACAGAGACAUUCCACCACAGGCGAAGCCUUCUGUAGUGUCUGCAUACUUCUCUGCAUAAUGACUUGUGCCAUGUACAUCGAAUUUACUCCUGGUUAAUUAGGCUUCAGCUCCUCUUCUGGUAUUAACUUUCUGUGUUACAUAAUAUUUUUAGUAGUUGUUGAUGUCGUAGUAACUUAUUUUCUAAUGUUUGAAAUAUUAUUUUCAAACUGCUAAAUAGCAAUUUAAAUAUUCUGAUUACUGCAGUGAUUGUGGAGAAUGGAUAGGCUUUUUUUGUUUUUGUGUGCUGUGUAAUGGUUUCUGUUAAGUUUCACUGUAAAGCCAAGUGUCUAAUAAAAACUUUACCAUUUC
This is a messenger RNA of Betta splendens (Siamese fighting fish), 2633 nucleotides long. RefSeq names its product SAS-6 centriolar assembly protein (gene sass6). Bases 595 to 2343 code for a protein of 582 amino acids. Gene Ontology annotation, biological process: centriole replication. The transcript has 16 exons. Gene Ontology annotation, cellular component: centrosome; centriole. NCBI's taxonomy places the organism in Eukaryota, Metazoa, Chordata, Actinopteri, Anabantiformes, Osphronemidae. The record is from RefSeq and is a predicted model, not a curated record.